Messenger RNA from Caenorhabditis angaria, 853 nucleotides. The record is from the annotation of a GenBank genome assembly. Lineage: Eukaryota; Metazoa; Nematoda; Chromadorea; Rhabditida; Rhabditidae.
AUGCAGAUUAGCCUGCUACUUUUUCUGAUGUUUUUUGUGAGAACUUUUGAUUUUUGCAUGCCAACGGAUGGUGGAGGAGGUGAGUUUUGUAUAGUUUUGUGAUAAAUUUGACCAAUCUCUAAUGUGGUUUUCAGUGCCUAUUUUGGAUGAUGAGAUUGAAGAGCCUACAAGCACAAGUACCAUUGUAACAGAAACUACUACUGUUGCUCCUGAAGAGCCUGGAGAACCCGAAGAGCCUGGAGAGCCUGAAGAGCCUGGUGAGCCUGAAGAGCCUGGAGAGCCUGGAGAGCCUGGAGAGCCUGGAGAGCCUGGAGAGCCUGGAGAACCUGGAGAACCUGGAGAGCCUGGAGAGCCUGGAGAGCCUGAAGAGCCCGAAGAACCCCUAGGACCAUGUCCCGAUGCCACGUGGACUCUAUUCAACAGAGGAACCUAUUCGUGGUGUAUGAGAACUGGGCUUGCUUCAAUUCAACAAGCAGAAGCUGCCGAAACUUGUCAAAAUCUCAACGCCAACGCAGUACCUUCGGGUUUUCAAAAUGCUGCUGAAGUCACAACAAUGAUUGCUCAGGCUAGAGCAGCUAAUAAUGGAGAGGAUGCAAGGUUUUAUAUCGGAGCUGAAAGAGUCGAAAAUUGUAUUGGAAAAGGUAUCACGGCAAGUUGCACAAAAUUGAAUUCAUUCGAAUGGACAGAUGGUGUAACUUCUGGAACUGCAGGUUUUGUUUGGGAAGGAAUUCAACCGAAUAAUUGGCAAUUUCAACAAAAUUAUGUUUAUUUGGACACUGAAAUGGGUGGAUUAGCAGACGGAAGUGGACUUUUUGAAUAUCCUGGAGUUAUUUGCGGGGUCGAAGCUAUCUAA